GAUUGCUUCAAAAGCCGUAUUGCAAGCCUCCGCAAGACAAAUAACGGCCAGCCGUUGGCGACUACUACCGUGCUCGCCGUGCGAUCUUCGACUAUUGCCCCUGCAUUCCUCGGCACCGCUCUCCCGUAUAUGAGCUUACAGGCGAAGUCCUGCCGCUGCUGGCGGCUUUGAGACCGCAAUGGACACAUCAUACCUCUCUCAACAAGUGACGACCAUCAUUGAGCGCCUGCAUGGCUUCUUUGACGAGAUCGGCGUGCCCAGCCAUGAGCGCGAUUCGCGGGAGUCAGAGCUCUUCUCCGCUCUGUCGGAGACACUGCACAACCAGCUCAAUCUCGUCGCGAAGGAGAAGCAUGAUCUCACAGAAGAAGCGCAGCGUCUCAUCAAAAUCAUACGGCAAAUGGAGCGUUCAUUGGACGACUUGAGGCCGGCCGCCGACUUCGAGAGCGAUGAGGACGGGCUCAAGGUUACUUAUCCCCUGCUGCAAUGCAUACAGCACCUCAAAGAGAAGCAUCGCACCUUAGCGACUCUCCACCGCGAGCGCUAUGAACAGGUCAAGAAGCUAGUGGAAGCGCUGAACUCGUACGCAUCCCAUUUAGAACCCUCGUUCGUACAGCUCAAGCUACCUCCCAUGUCGCCGAACGCGAAGAUACCGCCAGACUUUGACCUUUCACCAACCUAUGUUGCUAAGCUGGACCAUGAAUUCACGCGCGUGUACGAAGAGUACAACAAGCGCAUAACAACAGUCUCUCAGAUCGCGGAAGAGAUCAUCACUCUCUGGUCAGAACUAGGGACACCGCAGGCUCAAGUCGACAGCAACAUCGUGCAAUUCGCACGUGACACGCCAGAGCAGCUAGGCCUGCAUCAAGACGACCUCAAGCGGCUUGCAUCCAGGCGUGACAAGCUGGUGUCGGAGAAGCAACAGCGGGAGCGGCGGCUGAAGGAACUCCGAGCGAAUGUAGAGGCGUUGUGGGAGAGGCUCGGCGUGCAAGACAGUGAGCGCAAGCAAUUCCUUUCCGCGAACAGAGGCUGUGGGCUACGGCAGAUCAAUGAGUUCGAAGAUGAGCUGAGUCGAUUGAACGAGCUGAAAAGACAGAAUUUACACUUGUUCGUCGAAGAUGCGCGGUUUAAGCUGCAAGAGCUCUGGGACAACCUCUACUUCUCCGAGGACGAGAUGCUUGCAUUCUCGCCAGCCUUCUCAGACACCUACACGGACGCGCUUCUUUCAGCGCAUGAGCAGGAGAUUGUUCGUCUAAAGACGCUAAAAGAGCAGCGCGCGCCCAUUCUGGCAGCAGUGGAGAAACACAGAGGGCUGAUCAGAGAGCGCGAGGAGCUGGAACGGAGUAGUCAAGACGCGAGUCGCUUAAUGGCCAAAGGUCAAAAGGGAGAGAAGCGGGAUCCCGGCAAGCUUCUGCGCGAAGAGAAGAUGCGCAAGCGCAUUGCAAAAGAUCUACCAAAGGUCGAGGCCGAGCUGCGGAAGACGCUCGAGGAUUGGGAAGACGAGUACGGCAGGCCUUUCUGCGUCCGCGGCGAGCGAUAUUUGGAUGAGCUGGACGCUGCACAAGUCAAGGUGCCGCCGCCUAGGAGCAAGACCCCGAAUGCGCUGCCACCGGCUCGUGAGGCACCGAAGAGCGCAGGCAGGUCACAGCAAGUCCAGAGCAGAGCCGGUACGUUAAGAGGCGCGCCGCCGCCACGAAGCCACACCCCGACGGCCUCGAUAUCCAGAAACCUCUUGUCUGCGUCAACGAUGUCGAUUUCAAUCAUGGGCUCCUCUGUUUCGGCACAUGGCACUGGCAAGCUGAGUCCUUCGAAGAUCCCAGGUGCGAGCCGUUUGCCCAUGAGCACGAUGCGCGACGGUCCGAACUCGCCUGAGCGGCGGGUUCGGGCUGCACAGAGCCAACAAACACUGAAAGGCCGACCAGAGGAGCUCGACGGGACGAUACGUGGACGUGGCGGACCCCCUCGUGCACCACCUCCAAGGAUGAAGGAUCUUUUCAUUCCACCGACUCCGAAUCCUACUGCUGCUAGCCACGAGAACAUUGAUGUUGAGCGCAGCGCAAGCGUAGUGCGUCACGUGGAGCCCGAGGAUCCGUACAGUGACGAGCCGAAACAAUACCAUACUCUGCACUCGUCAGCCCCAAUGCCUCCACCUCCACGGCCAGGCUACGGCCGAGCCACACCAAGCCAAGACUCUUACGCAUCUUCGUACGCAUCGUCCUCCUCCCGACCCCUGUCACAGCAGGACCAGCCCAUAGCACCUUCAUCACGCCAGACAUCGAAUACCAGCUCCAUCAUGUCCAACCACAGCCAGGUUAACAGCGUUAAUGGAAGCGUUACAGAGUCUGCUGUAAGCGGCUCAGAGAACUGGGAGACCUAUGAUUCCGAGACCGAGGAAACGGAUGCGACGGAGGUUUACUGGGCCAAGGCGAAGGCGCAGCAGUUCCGGCAGAUACCGCAGCAAGCGUAUCCGCUCAAGCGGCCUGGCACUGAUUGGGUCCUCGACUUCUGGAUGGACGGUUGGCCUGCGCAGGCUGGGUGGUUAUAGGCCUGACGGGAAGUGCGCGGUUAGGUGGCAAAGGCGUUGUUCGGCGCAUUGGUUAAGCAUCAGGUAACUCGAGCCCCACGUGGCGACCGGGUGUUUCUUGUUAAGCAGGGCAUUGUUCGUAAGCCUUAGCCACCUCCACAGUUAUGGUGGCGAGUGUAUCAUAGUAAUGAAGACUACGCAAUGCAAAGACUGCACAUGCCCGACAUCUUUCCACAGUGUCCUAAAGUCACCUCGGACGCGUUUCAGUGGUCGAUGACUAUGGUAUGUACGCUUGGGAUGCCGAGAUCAAGCACUCUAU
Molecule: messenger RNA, 2840 nt
Organism: Baudoinia panamericana UAMH 10762
Lineage: Eukaryota; Fungi; Ascomycota; Dothideomycetes; Mycosphaerellales; Teratosphaeriaceae
Exons: 3
Coding region: 179-2542 (787 amino acids)
Biological process (GO): microtubule cytoskeleton organization; mitotic spindle midzone assembly
Cellular component (GO): cytoplasm; mitotic spindle midzone; spindle
Molecular function (GO): microtubule binding
Source: RefSeq, a predicted model, not a curated record